AUGCCAUCCCUCUACACGCUAGCCGUCCCCGCCAUUCUCCGCGGCGUCAAAAACGCCGCCGCAUUCCUUGCCUACGCCGAGAACUACGCCAAACAGAACAACAUCGACCCGGAGGAAUACCUCAGCGCAUCCCUCUACCCGGACAUGCGAGACUUCCGCUUCCAGAUCUACCGCAUCGCCGACUUCGCGAAGUACACGGCUACGCGCGUGGCCAAGGACGUCGAUUCCUUCUCGCAGCCCGACACGGAGCAGACCUUCCCCGAGCUGAUAGCCAAGCUGCAAGCUGUGAUUGCCUUCCUGGAGGGCGUGAAAGAGGAGCAGUUUGAGGGCCAGGACGACAAGGAGAUUGUCGUGCAUGUGGGAUCGGAACGGAAUUUGGAGAUUAAGUUGAUCGAUUACAUCAAUUACUACAACAGCCCCAAUUUCUGGUUCCACCUUACUACGGCUUACGAUAUUUUGCGCCACAAGGGCGUCGAUGUUGGCAAGGGUCACUUCCUUAACGCUUCUGGGGAAACGAAAAUCACCGUUCUGCAGAAGUAG
Molecule: messenger RNA, 540 nt
Organism: Westerdykella ornata
Lineage: Eukaryota; Fungi; Ascomycota; Dothideomycetes; Pleosporales; Sporormiaceae
Exons: 2
Coding region: 1-540 (179 amino acids)
Source: RefSeq, a predicted model, not a curated record